Molecule: messenger RNA, 15103 nt
Organism: Eublepharis macularius
Lineage: Eukaryota; Metazoa; Chordata; Lepidosauria; Squamata; Eublepharidae
Gene: TULP4
Product: TUB like protein 4
Exons: 15
Coding region: 2120-6874 (1584 amino acids)
Molecular function (GO): protein binding
Source: RefSeq, a predicted model, not a curated record
CAGAGGCAGACACUGGACGCUGGGCUUGUCGGGACGAGCGACGGCAGGCUGGCUGGCUGGGCGGAAGCCACCCAGGGUGAGCUCCAGCGCCUGCUGCUGGCUCUGCCUGCCUGUUCUGCUGCGCCCUGGAGAGAAUUGGAAGCAUCCAGGCAGUCCCAACUUUGAGUGACAGAUGGCUUACUAGACUGCUGUAGCUAAACUGAGCAGGCAGAUGCAGCCCGAAUUGCCAAGUUGAGAGAGAGCCUGUGCAUACUGUAUGUAUGUGAAUAUACAGAAACACAGUUCUACCAUCACACAGACUGACAGUUGCAUACUUUAGAGGGGUUUUUUUGGCAAUUGAUGGGAAUUUAAUUCAAGCACCAGAUGGAGCAACCUGACAGCACAAGGACCAAAAGCCCAUGGAAUACCAUCUGUUACUUGUGGUCAGCUUUCCAUACAGUCUGAGACAGGUGAAGAAACUUUGCAAGACAUGUAAGAAGGAAAACAGCUUCUGCACAGAACAAACUACACAAAUACCUCUGAAAUUAUAGCUGAAACAAAACUGAUAGAGAGGAGACUGAUAUUGUAAUCUUCAAAGAGGAAUAAUGUACAAGUCUUGGGUGUUUCUCUGCAUUAAACUGAAAAAUUCCGUUAAAUUGUGAAUAAGCUUGCCCAUUAAAUAGGGACAAACUAAUUGUGUAGUAAUGACUGGAAGAAAGUGGUUCAGGAGCAAUGGAACAGAUCUGAGAGCUGAAUUUUUACAAAUGUUGUCCUGUGUUGAGUUUUUCAACUGAAUUUGCUAAUUUUCUUCUUUUGGAUUGUUUCAUAUAACAUGGUACAAAUACUAGUCAUUUGAAAUAAUAAAUAUUACUCAAAGCAUUUGAAACACUUAAAAAGAAAUUGCCAGAGUGGUGGUUCAAAUUAUGAAUUUGUGCUCUCAAGAAGCACCAGUAACGAAGGAGCAUACAAAACAGCAAGGGAGACACCAAAGGAAAUGAUUGAAGAAUGGGGAAGUUGGAUUUUCUGUGCAGUUCUCCUGUAAAUUUUUAAUUGGCUCUUUUUCAUUCUUUCUUGAAUCCAACAAGAUCAGCAAAUAAUUGCUUAUUUGAUGGGUUUUUAGGUCUGGUACUUGUUUUUACAAGAGGAUGAAAAGGGAGUUCUGCAAUUCUCUUACAGUGGAAAGAAGGGAAAAAUCAAAGGCGUGAAACAGCUGAAUGUUUUGGAGGAGGCUUCAUGGUUCACCUCAGGUGAAUAUACCUGUUUCAAAGGCUUAAAAGCUUCUAAGCAAUUUUUUUUUAAUACUGCUAAAUGAAAAGGGGCUUUUGUGUUCAUGAGUGGCAGCGAGUGGUGAGGAAGCAGCCAGGUGAUAAACAGAGUUUCCAAUGGACGUGGUGGGGAAGCCACCAGGUGCAAAGGAACUGGGACUACCUUUGGAUUGCAAAGACCUUUGGGUUGAACAGUAAGCUGUGGAGUUUGGAGACAGUUUUCUCAUCUGCUCUGGCAUAUUAACUGCACAAAGCUCUGGUCUGUGGUCUCGCACAGUCUGUGUGCCUUUUUCCCUUUAUGCAAUCUAUUUCAGCUUUAGCAGCAGAAAUUUGUCUGGUAGGGAAGGUAUGCCAGAGGGCAGCUUUGGGGAAGAUGAAUGAAUGUCCUAUAUGUGUAUGUGUGAAAAUCCAACUGGAGGAAAUCUUUUUAAAGCCUUAAGUUACUUGAAACCUACACAUCUGCAAACCUUCGUCUCUGGAAUUGCGUAAUGCUAUACUGGAAAUCUCAGGCUGUUUGGCGACUAUAUCAAAUGAGCAAAAAGGCGGCUCGCCGUUUCUUUGAAAGCCUCUUCUGAAGUAGCUGUUUCUCCAAAGGAUAAGUGUACCCUCAUUCUAAUGACACUCAGUCAAAAUGAACCUGAUUUGUUUUGGUUUUUUUUAAUUAUUACAUUUUCUUAGCCAACUGUCAUCAUCUUUUAUAGAGAAAUUUUUCACUAUGCAUUUGGUGGAUAUUUAUAGAAACUGACCUUCUCUCCCCUUCCUCGUAUUCUGAUCUGUCUAAACUUUUGGUCUUAUCAAUAAAACAAAACACUGAUUUAUAUUUUCUGCACUAGACAUAGUACUUUUUAUGUCAAAAGGGAAAAACACGGCAAAGCAUGUAUGCAGCAGUGGAGCAUGGGCCUGUUCUCUGCAGUGAUUCCAACAUCCUCUGCCUCUCUUGGAAAGGCAGGGUUCCUAAAAGUGAAAAGGAGAAACCUGUGUGUCGAAGGCGAUAUUAUGAGGAAGGCUGGCUGGCAACUGGCAAUGGCAGGGGAGUUGUAGGGGUUACCUUCACCGCCAGCCACUGUAGAAGAGACAGGAACACCCCCCAGAGAAUCAACUUUAAUUUAAGGGGUCACAACAGUGAGGUCGUGCUUGUAAGAUGGAACGAACCAUUCCAGAAGCUGGCGACCUGUGAUGCAGAUGGUGGGAUAUUUGUUUGGAUUCAGUAUGAAGGGAGGUGGUCAGUGGAGCUUGUGAAUGAUCGUGGUGCACAGGUGAGCGACUUCACAUGGAGCCAUGAUGGAACUCAAGCACUUAUCUCCUAUAGAGAUGGAUUUGUGCUAGUUGGAUCAGUCAGUGGACAGAGACACUGGUCUUCAGAAAUUAACUUGGAAAGUCAGAUCACCUGUGGCAUAUGGACUCCAGAUGAUCAACAGGUCCUGUUUGGCACUGCUGAUGGCCAGGUUAUUGUCAUGGAUUGCCAUGGCCGAAUGCUGGCACACGUUCUUCUUCAUGAAUCCGAUGGCAUCCUUAGCAUGUCUUGGAACUACCCAAGCUUCUUGGUGGAAGACAGCAGUGAAAGUGACACCGAUUCAGAUGAUUAUUCUCCACCCCAAGAUGGCCCGGCUGCAUAUCCAGUCCUGGUGCAGAACACCAAACCGCUACUCACUGUCAGCUUCACGUCAGGGGAUAUUAGCUUAAUGAACAACUACGAUGAUUUGUCUCCUACCAUCAUCCGCUCAGGGUUGAAAGAUGUAGUUGCCCAGUGGUGUACACAAGGAGACUUACUGGCUGUAGCAGGCAUGGAAAAACUAAGCCAACUAGCUGAACUUAGCAGUGCUUCCUUUCUGAAAAGUGCACUGGUCAAGUUCUACAAUGUUCAUGGAGAACACAUCUAUACCCUGGAGACACCUGUGCAGCGUCCCAUAAUCUCAAUCUGCUGGGGCCACAGGGAUUCUCGACUGCUCAUGGCUUCUGGCCCUGCGUUAUAUGUUGUUAGAGUGGAGCAUAGAGUUUCCAGCUUACAGCUCUUGUGCCAGCAAACCAUUGCUAGCUCCUUGCGGGAUGACAAAGAUAUAAGCAAACUGACCUUGCCUCCCCGACUUGGCUCAUACCUCACCACUGCCUUUAUGCCAACGAUCAAGCCUCCUAUUCCAGACCCCAAUAACAUGAGAGAUUUUGUUAGCUACCCAACAUCCGGUAAUGAAAGGCUUCAUUGCACAAUGAAGAGGACAGAAGAUGAUCCAGAAGUUGGAGGGCCUUGCUAUACGCUGUAUUUGGAAUACUUGGGGGGUUUGGUGCCUAUUUUGAAAGGACGUCGAAUUAGCAAACUGCGACCUGAGUUUGUCAUCAUGGAUCCUAAGACAGAUGGAAAAGCAGAUGAAAUCUAUGGAAAUAGUUUGAUUUCCACCGUGAUUGACAGCUGCAACUGCUCUGAUUCCAGUGAUAUCGAACUGAGUGAUGACUGGGCUGCGAAAAAGUCUCCCAAAAUCACUAGAGCUAGCAAAUCACCCAAACUUCCCAGAAUUAAUAUAGAAGCUCGCAAAUCUCCAAAGUUGUCACGAGCUGCUCAGGAGAUAUCGAGAUCUCCCAGGUUACCAAUAAGGAAGCCUUCCAUAGGUUCACCAAGUUUAACUCGUAGAGAGUUUCCUUUGGAGGAUAUCACUCAGCACAACUACCUUGCUCAGGUCACAUCAAAUAUCUGGGGAACCAAAUUUAAAAUUGUGGGCUUGGCUGCUUUCCUGCCAACAAAUCUUGGUGCAGUUAUCUAUAAAACCAGCUUGCUGCAUCUCCAACCCAGGCAGAUGACCAUAUAUCUUCCAGAAGUACGGAAGAUUUCUAUGGACUAUAUAAAUUUGCCUGUCUUCAACCCCAAUGUUUUUAGUGAAGAUGAAGAUGAUUUACCAGUGACUGGAGCAUCGGGAGUUCCUGAGAACAACCCCCCUUGCACCGUAAACAUCCCAAUCGCUCCUAUUCACAGUUCUGCACAAGCAAUGUCACCAACUCAGAGCAUAGGGUUAGUUCAGUCUUUGUUGGCCAAUCAGAAUGUGCAGUUGGAUGUCCUUGCCAAUCAGACAACAGCGGUGGCAGCAGCAGAACAUGUGACAGAUAAUGCAGUCCAUUAUCCAAUUCCAAGCAGAUAUUCCAACCCAGGACAAGUCAUCUUUGGAGGAGUAGAAAUGGGGCGUAUCAUUCAGGCACCCCCACAGUUAUCCAUGCCACCUCAGGGUGCAAUCCAGAUGGCAAUAGUGGACCACAGAGAUGGGGACAGAGAACACGAACAUCUCCAAAAACCAAAAACAUUGCGUCCAGUUCCACAGGUAUCUGAAGGAGAAGCAGCUAUCUUCAGCACUGCUCAAGAAAUUCAGAUGAACAAAAUGAACCCACCGCCUCCGUACCCUGGAACCAUACCAGCAGCUCCGACCACAGCACCUCCACCUCCUCCUAUACCCCCACAGCCUCCUAUAGACCUCUGUUUGAAAAAGGGAGAUUUCCCCCUUUAUUCAGCAGGGCAUUAUCAACCCCCCCUUGGCUAUGAGAGAAUAACCACUUUUGAUAGCAGCGGAAAUGUUGAGGAGGUAUGUCGGCCUCGGACACGAAUAAUGUGUGCCCAGAACUCAUAUACUCUGCAAGGCCCUGGUAGUUCUGCCACUUUAAGGAUAACUUCAUCAGAGAAGAAGAUUCAGCAGCCUUGUACCAGUGCUACGCUGAACAGACUCACAGUUCCACGCUACUCCAUCCCAACAGGGGACCCACCACCUUAUCCGGAAAUUGCAGCCCAGCUAUCUCAAGGCCGUGGCAUCACACAGAGGCUGGACAACAGCAUCAUCCAUGCUACUCUGCGGAGGAACAGCAGAGAGGCAGCGCUGAAGAUGGCUCAACUGGUUGACAGCCAAAGAGCCACUCUGCAGCUCCCACCCAAACUGAAGAGCAAUGUUGUAGUGGCCCAGUACCAACAGCGGGUGCCAACGGCACUAUACACCUGCAGUCAGUGCAGCAACAACAGCAAUGGUGGUGGUAGCAGCAGCAACACAAAUAGUGGAGGUGGGAAUAUCAGCAGUGCCAACACUAACAGCAGUGCCUCCACCAUCAGCAGCAUGAGGCCAGACAUAACAACAGGGAACAGCACUCAACAUAGCUCUGUCAUCGCACACUCAGUCAGUACUUCUCCUUUGGCCUCCCAGUCCUCUUACAGUUUGCUGAGCCCACCUGAUAACUCCCGUGAACGGACAGAUUAUGUAAACUCUGCCUUCAUGGAGGAUGAGACUCUUUCUCAGCACUGCCCUGUGGAGAAAUCAAUCCGUCACAUCCCUAUAGCCAUGGCAGAGCCUGGCAUUGGUGUAAAAAGACCACCCCCCUACCAAUGGGAACCUAUGAUGACUGAGGAAAUAUGGGUUCCUCAGGAAAGGACAGCUCAGAGUACUUUGCCGAACCCUGUCAAACCACCUGCCCCUCUAGUCAUUGGCCAAGCUCAGCACCUAGAUAUAUCCCGAGUUCCAUUUGUUUCACCCAAAUCUCCAACCAGUCCCACUGCCACUUUCCAAAUGAAUUAUGGAGUUGGAGCAUCUUAUGUGGGGAGUUACAGUGUUCCUCCUCCACCCCUUCCUCUCCAUGGAAUGCAGGUCCCCUGUUCCCCCAAAGAAGGUUUGUCCCCUGCCCAGAUUGCACAACAGGAGCCGACAGUUGUGCUUCAGCCAGGCUAUCCUUCUAAUCUCUCUUAUUGUCCCUUGCCCCCCAUGUACCCUGGAAAUAGCACUUGCUCGAGUUUACAGCUGCCACCGAUGGCCUUGCACCCAUGGAAUUCAUACAGCACAUGCCCACCGGCUGCACAGAGUACCCAAGGUACUCUGCCCCCCAAGUCACUACUGGUUGUGGAGAAACCUGUAAUGUCCCCACCACCCACAGAGACUCAAGGUCAUGUGGGUACAGAUGUAAUGGUGGAGACUACAGAUAACUUCCAGGAAGUACUUUCCCUGACAGAAAGCCCCAUUCCUCAGCGGACAGACAAAUUUGGGAAGAAGAAUCGAAAGCGCUUAGAUAGCCGAGCAGAUGAAGGAAACAUGCAGGCUAUCACGGAAGGUAAAGUCAAAAAGGAGACAAGGACAACACUGACUGACUUCAACACGCUGAUAUCAAGCCCUAGACUGGGCAGGGAGAAGAAGAAAGUCAAAAGUCAGAAGGACCAACUGAAAUCAAAAAAAUUGAACAAGAUGAAUGAGUUUCAGGAUAGCUCAGAGAGUGAGCCUGAGCUAUUUAUUAGUGGGGAUGAACUAAUGAACCAGAGCCAGGGCAGUAAAAAAGGGUGGAAAAACAAAAGGAAUCUGAGGACAGCCAGUGAAAUGGAUGAAUUUAAGUGCCGGAAAGCAAAUGAAAAGGAGGAUGGGCGGCUAGGAAAUCAGGGCUUUGUGUAUGUGAUGGCCAAUAAGCAGCCCUUGUGGAAUGAGGCAACUCAAGUCUAUCAGUUGGACUUUGGAGGGCGAGUGACCCAAGAAUCUGCCAAAAACUUCCAGAUUGAGCUGGAAGGAAGACAGGUCAUGCAAUUUGGGAGGAUUGACGGCAAUGCUUACAUUUUGGACUUUCAAUAUCCCUUUUCAGCGGUGCAGGCCUUUGCGGUAGCUCUGGCUAAUGUGACUCAGCGCCUGAAAUGAAAACAGUGGACAGAGAGAGGAAGAAACAGAGAGGAAGAAACUAAAAAUCCUUCUCUUAAGGGCCAACCCAGGAAGUGUCAGGGAGGCCUCUUAGAAAUUUGCAAAGGAUUCUAGGAGUGAAGAAGGAACUGCAGCUAGAACAGUCUCCACGUGUCCGAAGGAGGGCAUCAACUUUAAACAUUAUUGGGGGUGGGAUAGGGUCUCUUUGGUUUGGGAUUUCUUUUUGUUGAAUCAACAUUGUGCUGGUUUUUCAGAGCGAGCAAAGGAUGAGAGCUAUUUAGUGUUAUAUGGGAAAUGUGGCUUUGGCUUGUGAUGGUUCUUCUGUGUUUGCUGCAAAAAUAGCUGAUGGGGGAUUUUAAAAGACUGACCUUGUUCUUUCUUUUUCCUUUUAUAUACUGCCUUAUAACAUGCUCUUCUUUUUAAAACAGGGACCUUAAUUUUUUUCCUGGACCACUUUGUACUAUUACAUCAACAAUAGCAGCAAAAAAGAGAGAGAGAGAAAGAGAGAGAGAAUAAAUAUGCUAAAAUAUACUUGAAGACAUACAUUUCUUCUCUGUUAGCACUGUAGGCACCAUGGAGAUUUUUCAGAGGUCCAUACCUAAUUUCUAAAAUAUUGUUCAGAAUGAAAAUUAAAUGAUUACCUUUUGUGUGGUUUGCAAAUAACACUGUGCUGAAGAAGUUAAACACCCCCCCCCCCCAUUGACUAUGAUCUGGGUUAUGUCUGUACCAUACAGAGAAAAUGCUGGAAGAGAAGGGAAUGAUGAGGUGUGCAAAUAUACACUUACUGACUUAAAAUAUUUGUACUGAUUCUAGUACAGAUUUGUGGUGUACAUAGAUGUGACCUGGUAUGGUGCUCUUGCAGGAGGUACAUCUGCUGCUCCUUACUUAAUGAUGUUUACAGUUGUAUCAAUAAAAAUGUACCCUCUAAACAAUGCAAGGUACAUGAGUUCCACCACCCUAAAAUACUAACCGGGAAGGAUGUGGGCAUAAGCUGAACUAUUGCGUAUCUCUGUGUAGUCAAUGGGCCUUAUGCUGCUGGAUUGGGUUUGGGCUCCUGGAUAGAAUUAGAGGCCCCUGCUACUGGGAACAGUUUGCUUGAAGGACUUGUGAAGGCAAACAUUCCAAAGUGUGGUGGAAAUUAUUUGAAACUAUGCUUGCUGCAUAAAGAAGUUGUUUUCAAAGCAGAAAAUGUGCACUGAAAGGACCUCUACCACCCUUAUCAUGUCUUUAUUGUUCUCUGGAAUGAGUCAAAGCUGAAAUUGUCUCAGAGGGCUGAAUAGAGGGAGAAGAGAGGGCAAGAGACAAAUACAGAAGGAAAUGCGGGGAACCAAACAGACUAGAUGUUGCCCAGUUAAAGACACAGGCUGGACCUGGAAAUAGUUAUAACCAAGCGAAGUUAGGGAGGCUCUGUGGGCUGCUGAGAGGGGAGCUGUGCUAGAACCUCUUUGCCAUCCAUCUAUUUUACAACAGAUGACUCUUCACCAUAGGUGCCAAUACUCAUCCCAGAAGAUUCCUGAUCCAACUCCAGCUGAUACCCUGCUGGUUAAGGAAAGGAGAGAAUACAAUUGAAACACUUCCUCUUUCCUAAAAUCAAAAUAUGUCUUUUCUUGGCUAUAAAGGAAAGCGAGCAGUGCUCCAGAAAUUGUAUUGAAAGCCAGAAUUUUACAAAAAAUGUAAUGGUUACUUUAAUUAACUUUAUUCAAUGAGACUCUUUCUAGCUAAUAAACUCUCCAUUAUAUGCCAAAGGCCACAACAGGUAUUUCAAGAGAGAGUCUGUUAACAUACUGUGCUCUGAUAGUUCCCAUUUCUUUUUCAGCUUGAAAUUACUUGGCCAGUAAGUAUGUGCAAAUAAAAAUGUAUUUCUUGAAAGCAAUUUUCACACCAGAUAGCAAAGUUUACCUACAGUGUUCCAUGGCAAAGGAUGAAAUGGAAACAUAAAAAGGUGUAGUAAAGAGAGAGGCACAGAAGCACUGAUAUUCUGCCCCCAACUGUGGAAAUCCAGUUCCUCUUCCUUCCCCCUCCCCAAUACUGCUUUAAGCUUCAGAAGUUCCAUCAGACAUUCUCCUUCCCCUGCCAUAACUUAUCUUUACAAUCUCAAAGAAUGGGAACUUGACUUAAAAACAACAAUAACAAACUGAAGGCUGGGAUUCCCAGAAUGUUGAAUUCUGUACGAUCUUGGUUUUUUUGUUAUAUGCCUAUAAAGGCUGAUUGAAUCGAAAAUCAAAUUAUGUACCCAAUACUAAUGGCAUCCUUGAAUGGCUUGAUAAUGGAAUCACGGUACAGACAUAGCCUUGAACUAUGUAAUGCAUUGAUAAUCCCACUCUACCUGGAGUGUUGCAGCCAUAGUGAACUGCUCCCAGGAUUCUUGGGGAAAGGCAUAAUUGGGGAGGGGGAAAAAACCCAGAAUUUUGGUUUUUCCAAGGCUCACAUAGAACAUGGAGUCUGUCUGGUGCUCUUUGCUUGUAAUGAUGAAUAAAUCCAACUCCUCUUUCCAAACUGUACAGAUCCAUUUAAUAUCUGCUUCCAUUUCCUCUACCCCAUUUGAAUUUCCACCAGUGAUUUACACAAAGGUAGAUGACUGCAACAGCCCAUUGCAAGAAAAAGUUUCGCCUCCUGUGUCUAGUUAUUAGGCUGCUGUUCAAGGCACCAGAGCAGAUCCAGUGGAAAAGAUGGCAAUCCUAGUUCUGCACAGUCUGAUUGUUUUUUGUGUGGUUUCUAAUAGCUCCAUAGGACUCAUAAACAAGUUGGGGGAGGGUUCGAUUGGGUAAUAGUUAUUGCAGUCAAAGGAUUUCAUUUUUAGAAAUGUGUUGAAUUAUUUUUUUAAAGAUAAUUUAAUCCAGAUUUUCUAACAGGAAAUAUUAUUACACUUAGUGGAGUCAAGCUGAAUUCUUUUACAAUGUAGAAAGUCAUUUAAUCAUUAUUAUUUAUUGGGGAGGGGCAUCUUUACUUGCUUGCUGGCAAAGUGUUUUGCUGCAAGAAAUUAUUUAAGAGUCCUUUAUAGGAUUUGAUUUUUCCUCUCCUGACUAGCUGCAGUGUGUUGUGAGAGUGGGAAAAUAUUUUCUUUUUUGCUAGACAAAAAUUAAUCAUUUUGCCAUAUAUAUAUUCAUCAAUCCUCAGGCUCCCUUCUGGUGGAUACUAUGCAGGUCCUUCUGAUUUUAGGUUCUGUGUGCAAAUACUCCUUAUCCCAUCUUCCCCACACCUCUACAGCAUACUGACUGACCUUCCUGUCUCUGGGCAUUUUGCAUGGUUUUCCCCAGGAGUUCUUUCCUUCAUCCCACUCAUCUGAGAAACCUUAAAAGUUUCUACACCAAUGGAAGACUCAAGGCAGAGAUCCUAGCUAAUUGGCCCAAGUACAGGAAUGGAGGAGGAGAAGGAAGAUGAAACAGACAGAUAAGAACAUGGCUGGCUCAGACCAAAGGUUCAACUAGUCCAGCAUUCUGUUUCCCAUAGUGGCCAAGCAGAUUUAUCUGGAAAGCCCACAGGCAAGACAGGAAAGCCACUGUCCUUCCUCAUAAUUCCCCUCUCCCCAGCAACUGAUAUUUAGAGAUAUUCUAGUUAUGAACAUGAAAGGUUCCAUUUAGCAAUUGUGGCUAAUAGCCAUUGAUAGAGAUAUCCCUCAUGAACUUCAGCCCUCUUUGAAGCCAUCUAUACUAGUUGCCAUCACAUCUUGUGGCAAUUAAUUUCAUUUAAAUUAUGAAAUUUGAAGCAAUUUCCCUUGUCUGGCUGUCGGGUGGGGGGUGAUCCUGAAUUCUUAAAAGGUCUCUCUACUCGCUUUGUCCACACCACGCACAAGUUUACAAUAUAUAAUGUGUGUGUGUCCCUUCUGCCAUCUCUCCCCCCCCCCCAAAUCCCCAAACUAUAGUCUUUUCUUAUUGAAAAGGUUCACCACUCUUGAUAAUUUUGGUUGUCCUUUUCUGAACCUAAGCUUACUCUUACGAUAUUCUUUUGAGAUGGGACAACUAGAACUGUACAAUGUACCAAAUCGUAGAUUUAUACAAAAGCAUUAUGGUACUGGCCAUUUCCCCCAGCCUUUUUAAAUAACCCACAGUAUGAAAUUUGCCUUUGUCACCUCUGUUAUACACUGAGUUGAUGUUUUCACUGAACUAUCGAGAGCUCAUGAUUUCUUUCUUGGUUUAUCAUUGCCUGUUUAGACCCAAAAUGCCAUUGAGGUUCAAGAAGACAUCAUAACUCCAGGCAGGAUAAGCAAAGAGGCUGGCAGGCUCUGGAGCUCCCAAACCAAUGCAGGGAGGCAGAACGGAAGAUGUUAGUAUUUGCAAAAGGCAUCAGUGUCUGGGAAUAAGGUAUCACUCAGAAGGAGUGGGAGAGAUUGUAAAAGAUUCCCUGGUCUCGUUAAUAAUGACCACAUUCCUGGAAAACUAGCAACUGAAGGAAUUCAGUAUUAGACCCUCUUCUUUAUUUAGAACAGUGAUUCCUCCUUUACUAUUAAGUAAAGCUGUGGCAAUCUCAUUCUCCAUACAUUUGAUGUAGUGGGCAUGGAUUCUCUUAAACCCUUUUUGUGCAUCUGCUUCAUUGUCUUGUGUAAGCUGGGAGGAAAAGGCUACAACCAGGAAAAAUGCUGAGAAUGGGUAAACUGACCUUCAAAAAAAUUCCUUGAGUGAAGACAGUAGAGUGUAUUCAUUCCUUUGGCUUGUAUAGAAGGGUUUCAUUUUUUAAAAAAAAUCAGUUGGAUGGAACACUCCCCCCACCCCCCUCAACCAAAUGCCUGUCAUGACAUGGUGGUUUCCCAGCUGCAGCUAUAAAAAACUCAGCUUUUGCAGUCAUGGCACAGUCAACCGUGACUGUGCUGUAAUCAGCACUUUUGACCACCAUGUGUGUUUUCUGAGGCUAUACUGACACAGCUAAAGACCAAUUUGAGAAUACUGAUGAAGGCUAAUUAUAUGCAUAUAUAUCCAGUAAGAGAACUUAAGUCAUGAUUUCUCCGUAAUUGGAAGAGAUUUCUUCUAAGCCCAAAGGGGUUAUUCUUGAUAUAUAAUGGAAAAUGGAGCUUGCAAGUAUUUACAUACUGAGAGUUGUAGAUUGUUCAUCCCUUUUAAAAGGUACCUAAUUCUACCACACAUAGUGUUAACCACUAUAGCUGAGUGUAAAGCCCAUCCCCUAAUAAAUACUUUUACAAGGCAAUCUCUUUACAUUAUUUUUAUUUUGUCCUCAUAAAAUUGAAAUGAUUCUUUCCAAGAAGUCCUGUGAAUCCAGAAUCCAGGCCUAAUUGUAAGUAUUUAAUUUGAAGGGAAGUCUCAGAACAUGUAUAGAAAAUAAAGUGUUUUGGUGCUGUGGUUUGUUUUGUUGUAUUUGUGAAAUUAAAGACAAGACCAACUAACCAAGGGGAGAAAUAUGGAGCCAUUAAGGCUAAAUUUCCUAUUAGACUUAAAAUCCUGAAGUCUUGGGAUCUGGCUGUGCCGUACAUUUGAGCAAGGCCAGUUCCUCAUAUGUAUAGAGAAUCUCAUUGGAUUCAAAGGGUUCCCAAAAUGGAUCUCAGUGCCUUUUGGAGACUGUAGGCCAUACAUCACUUAUAUUAAUUACAUUCCAAUAACACUUACUUGGCAGAAAAUCCCAUUGAAUUGGAUGGGACACUAGAUCUACUUUGGAUUGGGCUGCCACUUGCAUUGCUGGGGAAUGAUCUCAGCUGGUUGACUACUACAGCUGGAUAAUUACCAGCCUUUGAGUCUGCAGUGCCUGGAGUAGGUAGAAGACAUUGGAAGGCCAAUAUUAAUGCUAUUUUUUCUCUACUGGUAUCUUGAAGUCUUAUACAGGAAAGGGAGAGAAAAUUCCCCCAAAACUGGGUAAACCUUUGCAAUGUCAGAAUAAUGUGAGCUGUCUCUGAUAUCAAUACACGGACUAGCUGAGCUUUGCUGGCUGCAUAUGGCAGGUUUGCAUUUGGUCUUUAUGACACUUCAGUGUUUUGCAUGUCUGGCCACUUUUUGGGGGUGAUUUUAUUUAUUAGAUAAAAACAAAACCUGAGUUGGCUGCCAGAUGUUUAGUUAAAACAGAGCUACAGCCAAUCACGGCUCCUUGAUUGAUAACACGUUUGCAAACACAAGGUAAUCACAUUCAGUGUUUGGGUCAUAUACCUGAAAACUGUAAUAUGAGAAAAAGGAGCAGAUUGGGAAGUGAAAAUAUCCAGGGAGGAAGCCAAGCUGAAAGGUCCCUGUGGUGCUACAAGCCAGCACUACAGGGGUCAUUCAGCCACUCAAAAUAGUGAGCUCACUCAUUCGUUCCUUCUGAAAACUGACAGCAGUGCAGGAAAACACAAGUGGAAAACUGAUACCAAUUAUAAUUGCUAAUGGUCUAAACCACUCAGUCCCUGAAGUAAUGGCUGGGGCUUGGCUGGCUUUGCUUGCUACUGGCCACCAGUGGCCCUCUAGGGCAGUAGUCCAUCAGGAAAUGUCCCUCUAAGUUAAAUGACCAUUCCCUCUAAGUUACAUGAUGAGUCCACCCUGGUAGAAAGUGACCUUCCCAUACAAGAAAAUAUAUGAGUAGGGAAAAAAUGUUAGAACUGGCCCUUCCACUGUAUUGGCUGAGCAUUUGCUGUUUGUAGCUUGUAUAACUGAGCAUGACAGAGAAACAAUGUGGCUAUAUCCGUUGCCAAUCCUAGAAUUUUUGGACUUGUGCCACUGGAACUGCCCUCCUACCCUUGCCAUGUAAUUUUGGGGUAGGACAGUAGCAGCAACCGGAAGCAGUUCAAAUCCUUUUGUCCAUAGACUCUUUCCACGUAUAAGCAUGCUAGGAUAUGAUCACCAGAGGCCCUGGUCAGAUCUUUUAAGUUUAAAAAGGAAAUGUUUAAACAGUUUCAUAGGAAAAUAAUUUUCAUUGGGAAAAUUGGGUUAUUAAAAUAGAGAUACUUCUAAAUUAUGGUCCAUAUUCUGAGUCUUAUAAAAAUUUUGUUAUGUUUUACCAAUAUCAAAUCUGGAGACAUGGCAGACAUAACAUUUGAUUUGGACAUAAGAUUUUUUUAAUCCAGUACCUAAAAGCUAAAAACGUCCCCACAUGGAGGCAUUUUGGAGAGUUAGGAAAGUCUUUGCUUGUUGAAUGUUUGCUUUGUCUUGUAAAUGGUUAUCCUGAAGCCUUGAAGUAACGUGUUAAGAAGAAAUGAAUAAAACUGCAAGAUGUAUUGGAAGGUUCUUGUGUCCCCAGUGUUUUGUAAAAAUAGUGCUCACUGAGCUUGUCAUAACUCCCAUCACUCAUCAAGUUCUCUUCCAGACCCGUGAAUUGUCUCCCCCCCCCCCCCUCCACACACACACCUUUGUCCUCACUUGGCCUUUGAUUCUAUUUUUUCUUUUCAGUCUGUUUUUCUUUUCUGUUCCUUAGUAGGGGAGGAUUUUAAGAUCUCGAUGUAUUGUAGAUACAGAUGUUUGGGGUGGGAGGGUAUUGUGAAAUUGCAUGGAUUGAAAAGCACUACACAGUGGGAAAGGGUUGAUUUUUCUUUUGCAUUUGUUUAUAAAUGCAUUAUUUGGUUCUUUGACUUUGGACAUCCUUUCCAAAUCAAUUCCUUGUUUCUUUGUUUACAUAGGAUUGGAUCUCAUAUAAGGGAAGAGCAUUUUUGCUCAUGCAAAAUACUUGUGGGGGGCAGGAGAAUUUCCACCAAUUCCCUUUUCUACUCUGCCUUUGCUGUCAUAUCCCAUGGCAUUUCUGAUGAUUCCCAAUCCCCAGAAACAUCUUUGGAGAGCUCAAAGGGGCUGUGAAAUUAAAGGGAAAGUUGCAGAAAUCUGUUCUACUGGUGGAGUUAUAUUCACAACUCUAUGGAUCCAAUCCACUUUUUUGUUAUUUGAAGGAUUUUUGUUUGGAUUUUUUCCUUUUUGGAAUUUUAAGAAAAUUAUGUAGUCAGGUGCAUGGAAUUCCUAACCAUGCCAUACCUGCAUGAUCUCAGUUGUGUGGAGAAAAUUAUACAAUUACCUAAUGACUGCUCUCUACCUACAGGAUGUUCAAAUGGCCUUUUGAAAGUCAUGGAUUAUUUUUUUCAUAUGACAUUCAGACCUGGGUUUUCAUUGUAAUGAUGAACCUUGUCCUGACCUUCCUCUCCUAUUAUGUGCCCUGUGUAAUAGAUUGUGCAGAAGGUACCUAGAAAGCAUUAAAUGGUUUCCCUUUAAUAAUGUGAUUUGUCCACACUUUUGACUGUCUAUAUGAUUGAGACCAGUCAGUUGCCCUAUUUUCCUUGAUGAUUUGGAAUUGUAAGAGUUGUCCAAGUGUUGCUUAUUAAAUUUUUUGUAAACUAGA